GCGCCCGUGUUUCACUGCGGCUGGGAUAGAAGUGGGGACGCGGAAGUGAAGGAGAAACACCUGACGGCGGCAGCGUCGUGCCCGGCUAAUGAGCCGCCGCCGCCGCCGCUGCUGCCAUUUUGGCUCCGGUGGCUGUGCGACUGGUUUGUCGGCUCGUCUCCGCUCAAUCUCAGUGUCGCUAAAGACCAGUGUUUCUGACGGAAUAACCCUGAGUCUGUUCCUCCACUUGGUGGACUUCAUUUUAUUUGAUAAUGUUGAAUAUCUAUUGAGUUUCUUUAUAGUUCUUUGUUUGAAUCUUUAUAUCCUGAACUUCUGGCUUUUUGUUUUACAGUCGGCUCAGCACAAGAGCUGUUUUUUUUAAAUGUUUCUUUACUUUACAUGCACUUAAACCUAUUUUUCAGUCACUCAUUUGUUUAUUGAGGUUCCCCCACAGCUUCUAUCAUUUACUUUUAAAGCCCUUUUUUUUUACGUUAUUCUAACAGGACUGAAGUUUUUGAAUAUUUUUCUUUUCCCCUUUAUCUAACUGUUUUUAGUUUUUAUAUUUUGACUUUAGUUUACUGGUUUGUGAAUCUGCAGCUGAAUGACUGUCUUAUUUGAGUAUAUUAUCUGUAUAUACAUUUUAUGAUGACUCCCGCUGAACACCUCACAGCGCCACAGUAGUGAAACCCCUCCAAACACGGUCCACUGGACGAUUGAAAGCUGUUGCACACGCAAGCGUCUCCCGUGAGGUGCAGCAUCACAGACGUGUCGCUGCUCGUGUCACGACUUGUCUGUCAGUGCUGGUUCUUACCUCCACCUGCUCGUGUCUGGUGGACACACCUUGAUGACCAAACUUCUCUCCGUCUUAUUUCACGUUGCGGCUCCACCUUAGUCACUGACGUGCUGGGAUAUUUUCGGAAACGCAUGUAGGUUCUGGAAGGUUCCGUGGGACCUGUCUGGCUGGGCGUUCACGUCAUCGAUGCCCCAUAUCUGCACGGCCUCCUCCUUGUAAGGGCCCUGCUCCAGGUCCCUGUGGGGUGACAGACCGCCUCGUGCACGUUUUGUGAUAGUUAUGCUCUUCCUUAGCUGAGGUGGAUGUGGACUCAGCGGCCACGUCAGUCCUGCAUUACGUCAUCUCAAUAACUUCACAACUUCCCCUUGUGAAAUGUGUAUUUACAGGCUUUAGUUUCUUUGACCAUGAAAAGUGGCUUCAUCUCACUUCCUGCUGUGUGAAUGGAGACUGACACUCAUUGUUGCUUCACACACUCUUUGCUUUGUCCCUGUUUUCAGGCCUGAAUAACCCGCUUGGCCUUCGUUUGUCCUCAGUUUGAGUUUCUCUGCCGCUUUUUAAAAGUGGUUUUCUUAGUUGGGUUUUAUCUUGGAUUUAUCGGUUUUCUUCACUCCCCUUUUUUUUGGUAUUUAAAAAGUUAGCUUGUAUGUUUUAAAAUCUAAGAAGUGUUUCUUUUUCUAUAUUUUUGUUUUUAUGACAGUGUAAUCAGAAAUGUAUAGAAUCAGAAUUCUAUAGAAUAAAAUCAAAAUUGUGACACUGAAGAAGCAGACUUUCAGAAAGGAAACCAAUCUCUGGUUGAUCACAGUCUUGAACUUGAAAUCACUUUCUGGUUUAUGUUAAUGCCCAGUAACGUCACGGUGAAAUGUUCAUGGUCUUCUUGGUUCUUCUUGCACAAGACUCUGUAAAGUUGAUGGACUGGAAAUUUGAGUGUCAUUCUUUUCCCUCUCCUGAGAGCGGAAGCACCGACUCCACUGGCUGUUCUGAUACUAGUGUUUCUCUUUCUUCAGAAAUGGAGUUUGCUAACGUCAGGUCCUCAGCGUCCAUGAUCUACGACCGAUUCAUCCAGAAUGCAGACUCCAGGACGGAAGACUGGCUGCUCAUGUCAUCGCCCCUCCCCCAGAGCAUCAUCAUCGCAGCCUACAUCUACUUUGUGACCUCGCUGGGGCCUCGAAUCAUGGAGAACCGGAAGGCCUUCGACCUGAAGGGGGUGCUCAUCGUUUACAACUUCGGAGUGGUGGCGCUGUCGCUCUACAUGUGCUAUGAAUUUGUCAUGUCCGGCUGGGGCACGGGCUACUCCUUCCACUGCGAUCUGGUGGACUACUCUGAAAAUCCCCAGGCCGUGAGGAUGGCGGCAACGUGUUGGCUGUACUACUUCUCCAAGUUCAUCGAGAUGCUGGACACGAUCUUCUUUGUGCUGAGGAAGAAAAACAGCCAGGUGACGUUCCUCCACGUCUACCACCACUCCAUCAUGCCCUUCACCUGGUGGUUUGGAGUCCGCUUCGCUGCCGGUGGUUUGGGAACAUUUCACGCGCUGCUCAACUGCGUGGUCCACGUCAUCAUGUACACCUACUACGGCCUGACGGCUCUGGGGCCGAAUUACCAGAAGUACCUGUGGUGGAAGAAGUACCUGACCACCAUCCAGCUGAUCCAGUUUGUGAUGGUGACCAGCCACAUCUCCCAGUAUUUCUUCAUCAAGGACUGCCCGUACCAGUUCCCCAUCUUCGUCUACAUCAUCGGCCUGUACGGCCUCAUCUUCCUCUUCCUCUUCCUCAACUUCUGGUACCACGCCUACACCAAAGGCAAGCGGCUCCCCAAAGUCCUGCAGGCUCAGACGUGGGCUCACCACAGCAGCGGCCUCAUCAACGGAAACGCCAACCACAACAAGAACGAGUGACCGGACCCGAGUGGACCCGCCCGUCCCUCCUUCAGGGUUUGGACCAGAGAGAGACGAUGUUUAAAUGAAUGUUCUUGACACAAGCUGAAGGGAUUUAUUUUAUAUAUUUACACUGAAGGUAAAGCCCAAAGUUCUGCCUCGGAAAGUUCCCAUGUAUCCUAGUUUCUGCCUCCUGGUGGUGACCGGACGCACCCAUCCCAAAAAAAAAAAAAAAAAAAAAAAAGAAGCUUCGUUCGUGAGGUCAUUUCAAGAGUGUUGACGAGCUUUAUUUUUUUUUUUUUAGGAAACCCAGCCUUUGUAUUUUUAAUAUGCUGAUAGAAGUUGAGGGUUCAUUUCACAAGCUCAAACUGACCCUGCAAGUCUGUUUGGGCGACUCCGUUUUUUGGGGUCAUGGUUUUGGGAGGGGGUGUGCGCGCACCAACCGCCUCUCCUGGCUUGAGCCACAUUGCUGAAGGGGCCAGACCUAUGAAGCGCUGAUGUGGCGGCGAUGAAGGCCGAGAGGAGGGGUGGGCCGGGGACACUGGUUAUACACCACUGAGGAGCCACAGACCCUCCUCACUUAAAUUUGACAACUUCAAGACUGCACCAUCCACCUACCAUGUUUGUUUGUGUUUUCCAAAUGGCUGCUAAUUUUUUUUUUAAUAUGUUUGACAACUGCUUCUAUGGUGAACUAGACACAGGAUCGAGUUCAAAGAGGGGAUUUAAGUCGGCCCCUCUCUGAGCAACUGGAACAUUUGGUUUUCUUUUCAGUUCUCUGUCUGAUCCCUUCUUGUUUAUAUAGUUGCCACUGAAAAAAGUGUUUAUACUGUGUUUUAUAUGUAUUUAUGUAAAAUAAAUGAUCUGUACUUUA
Messenger RNA from Synchiropus splendidus (mandarinfish), 3513 nucleotides. RefSeq names its product ELOVL fatty acid elongase 7a (gene elovl7a). The transcript is spliced from 7 exons. The record is from RefSeq and is a predicted model, not a curated record. NCBI's taxonomy places the organism in Eukaryota, Metazoa, Chordata, Actinopteri, Syngnathiformes, Callionymidae. Gene Ontology annotation, biological process: sphingolipid biosynthetic process; fatty acid elongation, polyunsaturated fatty acid; fatty acid elongation, saturated fatty acid. Gene Ontology annotation, molecular function: fatty acid elongase activity. Gene Ontology annotation, cellular component: endoplasmic reticulum membrane; endoplasmic reticulum. The coding region runs from base 1632 to 2663 and encodes 343 amino acids.